AUGAAACCACCAUUAGGAGAACAUGUAACUCAUAUACUAUUAGCAGAAUUCGAUAUCGAUAAAGGUUCUUCUUUAGCGCAUCAAUAUCCUGAGCCCACCGGUACAGAUGAACAUUUAUUGGCAGAGUUAAUGUUGCCAGAUGGUGCACAUCUACGUACCGAAGAUUGGACAGUGUUCUUUUUAAAUCAAUCUAUUCCAGACCCUGAUAAAAUUUCAGCUAAUUUAAUGUCUGAUCGUUCACGGGACAAUGAAACUCCAUUGUUGUAUGCUUUGAAUUUGGUUAGAACUAGGCAUGAUAAAGAGGCUAGAAGGGGCGCUGUAGUAAAAGCUAUGGCAAUUUGUACUAGGCAUCAAUAUUUACAUAUUUAUAAGCCAGUUCUUUUAUUAGCACUUGAUAAUUACUUUCAAGAUCCUUCAGUAGAAUGUCUUGCAUCUCUCUAUGAAGCUGUGAAUUCAAUGGAUUGUAAAUUUAUGCCAAUAUUUAAUGCUCAUGAAAAAGCUAUUUUACGUGCAUCAGAAAAUAAAGAUAUGUUUGAAGAAAAAUUUACAGCAUUUGAAAACAAUAGAAAACAUGUACAAGAAGGUUCUACAGCCUCAUUGAGCGAUCAAUUAUCUGAUGAAAUUUCUGGUAAAGGAUUGGGAAUUAUUAAUGAAAAUAGUGAAGGUUGUGGAAGUGAUUACGUUAUUGUCACUGAAGAAGAGAGAGAAAAAUUGAAACGAGGAACUUAUAUUGAUUUGGCUCCAAAUUUGAGUAAAAAUAAAGAUAGACAUUUCUUUGAGACAAAAGUUGUAUAUAAUAGAAUUAAACUUCCUAUAAGAGUGCCGUUAACUGUUAAUCCUGAAGAAGUUGGUGAUUUUUCAUUAAUUAAACUCAUCACUACAUUUAAUCCACCAUCACCGGCUCCAUUUAAUCACCCAUUUCAUCCUCAUUUGGAUUCAAGUGGAAAUCAAACUCAACCAAUAAUUUUAUUGCUUAAUGCGCUACUUACUCAGAAACGGAUUAUUUUUUUGGGGCAAGGGCAUCCGUCGGGUGAUGUUGCCAAUUAUGUGUUAUCCGCAUGUGCUAUGGGAAGUGGCAGUGGUGGUGUCUUAAGAGGAUUUACGGAACGUGCUUUUCCAUACACUAAUUUAACAAAUGUUGAUGACUUAUUAAAAGUACCAGGUUUUAUAGCUGGAGUAACAAAUAGAAUUUUUGAAGAUCAUAGUUCAUGGUGGGAUGUUUUAUGUAAUAUCGACACUGGAAAAAUUACUGUUAGUAAGGAUAUUGCGACUCCUUCAUAUGGAACUAAACCAGAUGAAAAACCUGAAGAAGGUGUAAGAUCUCCUUCAAGUAAAACUGAAUCUUGGGGACGAGAAAAAUGGGACACUGCUGAUAACGAAUUUAUGGCUGAAGUAAUGCAUGCAAUUCAACAUCACUACGGUGAAACUGCGAUACGUGGUAAAUUUCAAGAGUAUGUACAGCGUUUCGUAAGACUAACGGCUUUAUAUGAAGUCGAGACUUUUGGCUCAACUAAAAUCGGAAUGAUGCCGGAGGAUACAGAUUAUCCGGGAAUACUUGGUACAGGGCUAGCAUUUCAGGAUGAUAAUUCAAAGCAUAGAGAAUUUGCUGCUAACGUUAAUAGGAUCGAAGGAUGGAGGCAGACAAUUAGUUACAAGUAUUAUCAGUUGGAUUUUCAAAAUUAUUUGAAAACACGUAACAUAAAAUCCUUUGAUGUACAUCACCAAGUGUCAAAAUUAAAAAUGUUAAAAAGUUUGCCUGAACAAGAGGUUGAAACUUUAUACAAAGCGUUUAUUAUUAGUAUUUCCACCGACGAACAAAUUAUUGAGUUCUUGUCAUAUCUACCACAAAAUCAAGGGGGAUUAUUUCCGAUUGGGCUAGGUCUGCUUUAUCCACUUAAGACCGUAAGAGAUAAUACAAUUGAAUUGUUCAAUAGGCUUAAUAAUCAUGCUACUGGAAGUAAAUUUAUACAAAGUUUAAACAGUUUUCAAAAACUUGCUUACGAAAGACAACUUAAUCAAAAGCGAGAGAGACAACAACAGUUAGAAUUCGCUAAUAAGCUCGCUUGUUCACAAGAUUCUAAUGAUUCUAAUUUGGAGUUUAUGGAAUUUUGA
Dentiscutata erythropus is the source of this 2112-nucleotide messenger RNA. Lineage: Eukaryota; Fungi; Glomeromycota; Glomeromycetes; Diversisporales; Gigasporaceae. The record is from the annotation of a GenBank genome assembly.